Phytophthora infestans T30-4 is the source of this 699-nucleotide messenger RNA. RefSeq names its product phosphoglycerate mutase family protein. Gene Ontology annotation, molecular function: phosphatase activity. NCBI's taxonomy places the organism in Eukaryota, Oomycota, Peronosporomycetes, Peronosporales, Peronosporaceae. Gene Ontology annotation, cellular component: cytoplasm. The transcript has 3 exons. The coding region runs from base 1 to 699 and encodes 232 amino acids. The record is from RefSeq and is a predicted model, not a curated record.
AUGGGCGACGCCACCACUAAGACGCUCUACUGCAUCCGCCACGGGGAGUCCACAUUUAACGAGUGGCGCACACGCAGUCUUUGGAACUUCUCGUGGAUGUGGGUACGCGAUCCCAUGAUCGUGGACGCCCCACUGAGCGCCAAGGGCAAGAAGCAGGCGGCCAAACUCCACGAAUCGAUAGAGGCCGAACACCUCGAGGAUAAAAUUCAAUUGAUCAUCACGAGUCCAUUGACUCGAGCAAUUGAAACGACCAUCGGCGCGUUCCCCGACACGAAGAUCCCCAUCAUAGUGGAGUCCUCGUGUCGAGAGAUGCUGGACACUGCUUGUGAUAUCGGCCGCGUACCAGCCGAGCUGGCGCAGCAGUUCCUCCCUCAAGCAGAUAUUGAUUUUUCACAACUAGACCCUUUCUGGUGGUUAGAAAUGGAAAAAUUCCCACGGACGGGUCCAGGCAAUGCACCUCCUGCCAACAUUGUGACGCCUAAAACACCGGACGAAGUGCUACCACUACGAGAAGCAAAGGACGAACUGGAUGCAAGGAUCGGGGCCUUUGUAGCUAAACUGGCGGAGAGACCGGAGCAGCACAUCGCUGUAGUGGGCCACUCUUCAUUUUUCAAGCGCAUGCUGGCGAUGAACCGUAAACUACACAACUGCGAGCUGUACGAGACUUCGCUUGGCGACAUCCAACUCCGCUACACGUAG